AUUUAUGUAGAUUAACAUAGGGCAGAAUUUGUCGUGUGAAGACAACAAAAAUGACUUGCCAUCCACAACCCUAAACCAACCCCCUCUCCCUUCAUUUUCUUAUAUAUCUUCUUCAUCACUUCUCUAUACCGUGCUUGAUGUUCAAGACUUGUUGCAUCAAAACCAUAUCUAUACCAUCCAGCCUCUCCAGCUAGCUACCACUAUCUUAAUAUCCACAUACUUUCUAUGGAUGAUUCUUCUUCAGCUGCUGAAGACACAAAGACUUGUCCACGUGGUCACUGGAGACCAGCUGAAGAUGAAAAGCUUCGACAACUUGUUGAACAAUAUGGUGCCCAAAAUUGGAAUUCAAUUGCUGAAAAACUCCAAGGAAGAUCAGGGAAAAGUUGUAGGUUGAGGUGGUUCAAUCAACUAGACCCAAGAAUUAACAGAAGACCAUUCACAGAAGAGGAAGAAGAGAGAUUACUUGCAGCUCGUCGUAUUCAUGGUAACAAAUGGGCACUUAUAGCAAGACUUUUCCCUGGUAGAACUGAUAAUGCUGUCAAGAAUCAUUGGCAUGUUAUUAUGGCAAGAAAACAAAGGGAACAAUCCAAGUUAUUAUGUGGUAAAAGAAGUUUCCAACAUCUUUAUAAUAAUAAUAAUAUUGAUGAUCAUAACACCUCUCAACAACAACAAAAUCUAUUAUUCAGCUCAAGAAUUGGAUAUGACAAUGGAAGGUUCUAUGAUAAAGAUCAUAGGAUAGUUAAUAAUAUUAAUAUUGUUGAUACUCCUUCUAGUUCUCUUGCUUCUUGGAAUUUUGCUUCUGUUCCAACAACAUUAAACAGUUCCAAAGGUUCAGAUAGAUUUCUCUAUAGAAUUUGUCCAAAUCCAACAUUUUCAUCACUUCCAAACUACAAAAGGGUUGUUACAAAUCCUUUUGGUUUUUUUGGUUCUUCUGAUCAUGAUGGAAAGAUAAAGAAGGAUUUAAUGACAUCAACAUUAAUCACAAACUUAAGAUCUUCCAAGGAGAAGGAGCAAGAUCAUCAUCAUGAGGCUAAUAUUAAUGAGCACAAAGAAGAAGUUCCUUUCAUUGAUUUUCUUGGUGUUGGUGUCUCUUCAUCAUAAUAUAAAGUAUUUAAAUAUAUUUAACUUCGUGUAAUUCAUAUUUAUAGUUUAUUUAGCUUUAUAGUUAGAAAAUAGCAAAUUUUAGUUUCAGACGCAAGGAUGAUGCCUCAUUUCUAAGGUUAGGAUUUUAGAGUGAAAAUUUUACAAUUAUUUUUGUGUUUUAACUUUAUUUUUUUCUUGUCACUUAUUGAGGGAUAAAUCUUUAUUAAGUGUGGAUCAAAUGAAGAGUAUAUAUGUCUCUAUCAUUCUCUAGUGUGAGGAACACAUUUGCUGCGCGCGUGUGGCUUUGGAGCAUUCAAUGAAUAUUUAAGGUAUCUAUUGAGAAUUUGCACAUAUUCACUGAAAUUUCUUUUUUCUAUGUUAUAGCAACUUUGAUUCUAUAAGAUCUCACUAAUUAAGAACAAAAGUGGUAGCAGAUACAGCUAUCUUUCAUGUGAUAGUAGCUUUUAUUACUAAUUGCGUGCUUGUAGACUUGCUUCUUGUUGUAGUUAUAUAUAUAACUUCUUAAUGGAAUGAAUGCACAAGAGUACAUGAGAUUA
Cicer arietinum (chickpea) is the source of this 1640-nucleotide messenger RNA. RefSeq lists its product as uncharacterized. Gene Ontology annotation, molecular function: DNA-binding transcription factor activity, RNA polymerase II-specific; RNA polymerase II cis-regulatory region sequence-specific DNA binding. Gene Ontology annotation, cellular component: nucleus. Gene Ontology annotation, biological process: regulation of DNA-templated transcription. Lineage: Eukaryota; Viridiplantae; Streptophyta; Magnoliopsida; Fabales; Fabaceae. The record is from RefSeq and is a predicted model, not a curated record.